Molecule: messenger RNA, 1038 nt
Organism: Cotesia glomerata
Lineage: Eukaryota; Metazoa; Arthropoda; Insecta; Hymenoptera; Braconidae
Exons: 1
Coding region: 1-1038 (345 amino acids)
Biological process (GO): DNA integration
Molecular function (GO): nucleic acid binding
Source: RefSeq, a predicted model, not a curated record
AUGAGACAUCGUGGAGAACGCGCUCAACAGUUGAUGGGUCAACUACCCGCCGCACGAGUACAGCCAACUCGAGCCUUCUUGCAUACAGGACUCGACUACGCUGGACCUAUCACGCUAAAAACGUUUCAAGGACGUGGAGCAAAAACAUACAAAGGCUGGAUUGCAGUCUUUGUAUGCAUGUUCAGUUCAGCUGUACAUUUAGAGCUAGUAACUGACUACACCGCUGCCGCUUUCAUCGCCGCUUAUCACCGCUUCACUAGUCGCCGAGGUAUCUGCCACAUGCUAUAUUCAGACUGUGGAACCAAUUUUGUAGGAACAGAUAAAGAGCUGAAACGACUAUUCACUGCAGGAUCCCGCACAUUACGAGAAUUAUCAACCUUGAUCGCUCAAGAUGGCACGAACUGGAAAUUCAAUCCGCCUGGAGCUCCACAUUUUGGAGGAAAAUGGGAAGCCGCUGUGAAAUCUAUCAAAUUUCACCUUCGAAGAACAAUCGGAGACUCGCUGUUGACGCUUGAGCAAUAUUCAAUGCUACUGGCUCAAAUUGAAGCCAUAUUGAAUUCCAGACCGCUCACACCGCUGAAUGAUGAUCCUGCUGACCUGGCUGUACUGAGUCCAGGUCACUUCUUAAUCGGACAGUCACUGACCGCUAUCCCAGAGCCAUCACUGACAGAUUUACAACCUGCUCGGCUCUCGCACUGGGAACAAGUCCAGCAAAUGGUUCAACAUUUCUGGAGACGCUACUACCAGGACUGCAUCCACCGCUACCAGGCCAUUUCAAAGUGGCAUCAUCGACGCAACCAGAUCAAGGUGGGUUCAGUUGUACUGAUAACCACUGAGGAUCUCCCGCCAACCAAGUGGCCAUUAGCCAAAGUAAUUGCUGUCCAUCCAGGUGAAGAUGGACAAAUCCGCGUGGUAACUGUUAAGACAGUUAACACAGAGCUGGUACGUCCAAUUACAAAGCUCUGUGUCCUGCCGCUAACGCAUGAAGAAGAUGAUCUUGUCGACGCAGCCGCCAACCCGGGGGAGAAUGUUCGGUGA